This is a messenger RNA of Coccidioides immitis RS, 534 nucleotides long. RefSeq lists its product as uncharacterized. The coding region runs from base 1 to 534 and encodes 177 amino acids. The record is from RefSeq and is a predicted model, not a curated record. The transcript has 2 exons. NCBI's taxonomy places the organism in Eukaryota, Fungi, Ascomycota, Eurotiomycetes, Onygenales, Onygenaceae.
AUGUCUACCGUCCGUGGUCAUUGUGAUGCCUGCAAAGAGAUCCUGAUCAACGGCAGCAAAUUCACCCUCAACCAAGUGAUGCCGGAGGAGAACUCCAAUUUCGAAAAGGGAAAUUCAGCAAGGACAAAUAUCAGGGCGAUUGUGGUGCGCAACAACGCUCUCAACGCUCUCAACACCUCAUCUCCCAUUAUAACGCGUAGGUGCUCCUCAAGCAUAAGCUCUAGGAAAGCCCGUGCACUGCUUUUGCCCCACCUGCUCAACCCACAUCUACCGCUACCAGACCAUCCUGGGGCCCGAAUACUGUACAUCAUUCGUACCGCCGCAGUGGAAGGCGCUAAGGAAUGGCCCGUUCAGGCAGAGAUCUACUGCAAGGAUACCUCGAAAUGGCUUCCAAAAAUCCGAGAAUUUGUUUUCAGCAGCUCCACCGGCAUAAAACCAAAAAGCUGCAUGGCAUGGGUUUCAACGCCACGAAUGAAAUGCUUCUGGAUAUUGUUUUGGCGUGAGCAGGUGUGGGAAAAGGGAGAACAGGAUUAG